AGGCAGGCUUGUGUCUAAGCUCAUCCCGCCUGGCGCGUGCGCAGACAAUAAACCGACGCCCCGGAGUUGAGGCGCGGGUUUGGUGGCGCGUUUUAGCUGAGUCGCACGUGAAGGGUAGCAGUGAUCGGAGCCGGACCCAGCCAUGGCAGCAGGCUCAGGAAGCAGCUCUCCAUGGGGGAAGCAUCUGUACAAAGCCAUCCUGAUAGUCCUGGUGGCCCUCGUCCUCCUCCACUCAGCAUCAUCCCAGUCCCAUCGAGACUUUGCACCACCAGGGCAACAGAAGAGGGAGGCCCCUGUCGAUCUCUUGACUCAGAUAGGCCGAUCUGUGCGAGGGACCCUGGAUGCCUGGAUCGGGCCAGAGACCGUGCAGCUGGUUUCGGAGACUUCGUCUCAGGCGAUGUGGGCCAUCUCUUCAGCCAUCUCUGUGGCCUUCUUUGCUCUGUCUGGGAUUGUCGCACAACUUCUGAACGCCUUGGGGCUAGAUGGUGAUCACCUCACCCAGGGACUGAAGCUCAGCCCCGGGCAGGUCCAGACCUUCCUGCUGUGGGGAGCCGGGGCCCUGGUCAUCUACUGGUUGCUGUCCCUGCUCCUCGGCUUACUCUUGGCCUUGCUGGGACGGAUCCUGUGGGGCCUGAAGCUUGUCAUCUUCCUGGCAGGCUUUGUGGCCCUGGUGAGGUCGGUCCCCGACCCUUCCACCCGGGCCCUGCUGCUGCUGGCCCUGCUGACCCUCUACGCCUUGCUGAGCCGGCUCACUGGCACCCGGGCCUCUGGGGCCCAGCUGGAGGCCAAGGUGCGGGGGCUGGAGCGCCAGGUGGAGGAACUGCGCUGGCGGCAGAGGCGUGCAGCCAAGGGGCCCCGGAGCGUGGAGGAGGAGUGAGAAGGAUGCCUGGCAGUGCCACCUGCGUCAUACCAAAGAGCUGAGCUGCUUUUGGUUGCACAGCCUCCCUCCAGCCCCCUGUCCUUUUCUUGCCCUGUCUCCGAACCUCCAGAACCUUUGCCUUUACGCCAGACCCCCUAGCUCAGCAAGAGGAAGCUCAUUCCCCCUGCUGGUCCCCAGGGGUCCUGUCUCCUGAGGUUCUCUGUCUGGGUUGGUUUUCAUAACCCUUGCUGUGCUCCCAGCCUGUCUUAACAGGGCAGGUGGGAUAGAAGGCAGCCCCAGCUUCUGCAUCUGCUGUCAGCCAGCAUCACUGCCACUGGUCUCCCCUGACGUUGACUGGCUCCCCCUGCUGUUGCCUCGCCCCCUCCUGCUGCUCUUGUUCAUCUGUCCUGUAGCUCGUCCCUUGCAAGUCCCUGCUCCCUGCCUGGUUUCUUCUUCCUUCCAGCCCUGUACUCCAACCAAAGCACAGUCCCUCAAGGCAGGCCCCUGCCCUCUUCCCUGCCCAGCAGUGGGGAAGAAGCCAGGGAUGUGGGGGCCUGAGGAUGGGGGGGCAGGGUCCCCGAGGCCUGUGGUGGAGUUCCAGCAUGGGGCUGGGGGUGAAGAUGCACACUGAGUCUGUUAUAAGUGCCUUAAUCCAGCCAGCGGGGCCCUCUGCUUGCCAGUGGCUGUGCUGUGUGUAGGCAAGUGGACUGUGUCUGCUUCGUGUCAAGAAGAGAGCAGCUCCCUGCAGAAUCUUGAUUCCCUUUCAGCCAAAGCAAAAGAGGGCUGCUUCUUCAUAGGCUUGUGCCUGCAAGUGGGACCCUGCAAGGGGCCGUCAGGUUCCCUGUGGGCAUUCAGAGACCCUGAAGGAGGAAGGUGGACCAUCUCCUUGUCUGCACAGUCCAGGCUAUUCUCUGUCCGCUCAUUGCCACCGAGGCCCAGGAGGAGCACAGAAACCAGAUUCGUCCCAUUGUCCCUUUCCCUGCUCGUGCUCUGUGUGGGGCAGAGUGGGCCUACUGGCUGACCCUUCUCUACUGGGUCCUCAUUCUUAGCCAUGAAAGGCCGCUUCUUCCCUGGAAGCUCUGGUAGGGGUGGGUGUUCUCAGCCAGGCCUGGCCUAUGAUGUGAAGAAUAAAUGCCCAAUUCUUACUGUUAAGGUUUGAUGUGGAAUCACAGCUGCAGUGAUAAGUAUAUUUUUAUCAGUGCUUGGUUGGUUUUUAAAUAAAGUGCACGCUAUUUUAUUAUCUUG
Messenger RNA from Loxodonta africana (African savanna elephant), 2104 nucleotides. RefSeq names its product transmembrane protein 109 (gene TMEM109). Gene Ontology annotation, biological process: intrinsic apoptotic signaling pathway in response to DNA damage by p53 class mediator; cellular response to gamma radiation. The transcript is spliced from 4 exons. The record is from RefSeq and is a predicted model, not a curated record. The coding region runs from base 143 to 877 and encodes 244 amino acids. Lineage: Eukaryota; Metazoa; Chordata; Mammalia; Proboscidea; Elephantidae.